Asterias rubens (European starfish) is the source of this 1278-nucleotide messenger RNA. Its product is annotated as single-strand selective monofunctional uracil DNA glycosylase-like. The record is from RefSeq and is a predicted model, not a curated record. Gene Ontology annotation, molecular function: single-strand selective uracil DNA N-glycosylase activity; oxidized pyrimidine nucleobase lesion DNA N-glycosylase activity. Gene Ontology annotation, biological process: base-excision repair. The transcript has 3 exons. Bases 31 to 1035 code for a protein of 334 amino acids. Lineage: Eukaryota; Metazoa; Echinodermata; Asteroidea; Forcipulatida; Asteriidae.
CGUUUGUUCCUUCUUUUCUCUCUGUGACCGAUGGUGGACGGACCGGCUCGUGCAGAUUUCAUGGUAGUUUCGGGCAGCGUGCCAAGGAGUCUCUGCAGCAAGUGCACUGAAAGAAAAAUGCCUCCCAAAAGAAAAAGUAAGACGGAAUCUCCCUCCUCUUCGAAAACUGCAAAACUUCUCACUCCAGCUUCAGAAAAGAGUGCAGAGUAUGAAGUAACUGAGAGUAGAGAUGCUGUAACUACGGACAAAGUACCACCAUCGAAUAAGAAUGAAGUGCCACCAUCAAAUAGCAGUAUUGCAGAGCGGUUCCUUAGUGAGCUUGUCGCCCCUUUCAAUGAAGAGGUAGUUGGGCUGACGUUUGAGAAGCCCAUUGAAUACGUCUACAAUCCUCUGGAGUAUGCCAGAGAACCACACGAGGACUACAUCAGGAAAUAUUGCAACUCGACCAAGGAUAUCUUGUUCCUGGGAAUGAAUCCAGGACCGUUUGGAAUGGCACAAAAUGGAGUACCUUUUGGAGAACACGACUCCGCUGUCAACUUUCUUGGCAUUACAGGAAACGUUGGUAAACCUCCAAAGGAGCACCCCAAGAGACAGAUCGUUGGCCUCUCCUGCCCCCGCAAGGAAGUUAGUGGCAGUCGUUUCUGGGGCUUAUGGAAGACACUUUGCAAGACACCGGAAGAGUUCUUCCGUCACGCUUUUGUUUACAACCACUGCUCCUUGGUCUUCAUGUCCGAAACUGGAAAGAAUAUCACACCGCCGGAUAUGCGUGUAGGAAUGCGGAAACAAAUUGUCGAACUCGGUGACGAUUUCGUCUGUAAGAUGGUGAAGCUUCUUGAAGUCAAGGUUGUCGUUGGAAUUGGAAAGUUUGCUGAGCAGCGCGCUAAGAAGGCUUUGGAAGCUGCGGGUAUAGAUGGGGUGAGAGUGGUGGUGAUUAUGCACCCAUCGCCCAUAAAUCCAGCUGCUAAUAAGGGAUGGGAUCAGGCUGUGACAAAACAACUCAAAGACUUAAAUUUACUUAAAUACUUCAAGAAAUAACACCUGAAAUUGUCCUUUUAUACCUUUUCAUGUUCGCUUUAGAGCUUUUUAAAUUUAAAAAUUAAAAUUUCUUAACUAUGUUGUAAAAAGCUGGCAGUAGCAUUGACAUUCUGGAAAAUACUACAUUUUAUUUUUAACCCUAUAAUUGUUAUUGUACAUAUUAAUUUGUGUAGAGCAAGGAACAGAAAGAGUUACAACUCCAGUCUUAAAGUCACCUGGAAGUGGUAUUUUGUCAAAAUAAAG